This is a messenger RNA of Cryptotermes secundus, 804 nucleotides long. RefSeq names its product cuticle protein. The annotation marks the transcript as partial. Lineage: Eukaryota; Metazoa; Arthropoda; Insecta; Blattodea; Kalotermitidae. Gene Ontology annotation, cellular component: extracellular matrix. The transcript has 5 exons. The record is from RefSeq and is a predicted model, not a curated record.
AUGACCAAGGUUGUUGCUGCAGUGCUGUUGCUGGCAGUGUGCUCCCAGGCCUACCCUAUCCAGGUGCAAGAAGAUGUACAGCACGGAAUACCUGAGCAUAUCGAGCAGCUGCUUCAACAUGUGCCUCAGGUGCAGUACAGCCACGAGCCCGAGGCGCAUGACGUAGAAGUUCAUCACGAUGCUCAUCCAAAAUACGAGUUCAAGUACGGUGUGAAGGACACACACACUCAUGACAUCAAGGAGCAGGCUGAGAAACGUGACGGCCACAAAGUCGAAGGUUACUACAAGCUGCUGGAACCAGAUGGCACCACCCGUACAGUCGUGAGUCUGGUCGCCAUGUUAGCACUGUCUGCAUUAGCCGUGCCAGUGUAUGAGCAGCAUCAGGUGAUAGAAGAACACCACUACGAACCAGCCCACUACGAGUUCAAGUACGGUGUGAAGGACCAACACACACACGACAUCAAGGAGCAGGCAGAGAAACGUGUAGGUGACAAGGUCGAGGGCUACUACAGCCUGCUGGAGCCCGACGGCACAACCCGAAUUGUCAAAUACUCUUCGGACAAGCACACCGGCUUCAUUGCUCAAGUCGAAAAGUCCGGACACGCUAGUCACCCUGUGCCCGUCAAGAAAGUUAUCGCCCCUAUCAAGAAAGUAAUCUACCCCGUGAAGAAAGUAGUUUACCCUGUCAAGUACCUGUCAUAUGAGCCAGCUCUUCAGCAUAGUUACACUCAGGCAGCAUCUGUUUAUAAGGGACCUGCUCAAACUUACUCUAACGAACAUUCAUCUCAGUCUGAAGGGAAUGCU